UGGAACACAUCUCUAAUCUCAAACUCAGAAUACUUCACAAUUGCAAAAUAAACGUUUUAUUGAACGUGGCCAUUGCUGUAUCCGCGGUAGUUGAGAAGUAACGAUACGCUCACCAAUGUGUGCGGCUGUGCAAUUCGCUUGUCAAUUCAUGUUUAAAGUGUCAUUUAAAAAAAGGGCGCAGCGAGCAUAGCACACGAGAUUCCCACAUUAGCGGAGGAUCUACCAUUUCGUUAGAUCAUCAACCGCCGUAGCUGCAAACCAUCGUCGGUUUCUGCUGUAUCUGGGCCCUUUGACAGUUGUCAAUCGUACAUCCGUCCGUGCUCUGCCAUGAACAAAGCGACUCGCGCAGCGUCUCGUCGCGUCGGGAACGAAGUUGGAAACAUAGCUAAAGUAAGCCAGAGACUUGGUGCAAACAAAGAUAUAAUUUUACAAAGUAAUACAACAGUGAAGAAUCAGAAGAAACUUGAUACUGUCAAAAGAUUAUCCAACAAAUAUCUUUUCAAAACACAAUCUGCAUCAGAAACAUGUAAAUCUCUUAUAGACAAAGCAUAUACUUGUAGACAAGUUUCAAAUACAGCUGUUAUGAAAGAAAAAAGUUCUGCGACACCUAGGCAUUACUUCUUUGGAAAUGCACGAAUUCCAAAAUGCAUUCAAACAAAUAAUAAAAGUAUCUCUGAUAUAGAAGAAUUCAAAACUGAUGAAACACCAGUGGCAGUUCCAAAUCAUGGACCAUCUACGCCACAUAGAAUUAAUAUGCCGUUGGUGUUAGAUGAUGAAGAAGCUAUGAUCAUGACUAAGGAAAAGCAACCUAUGAUGGUAACAUUGCGUAGCCCAUUGCAGGUUAUAAAAAAGCCUGCUUUGCGUGGCCGUAAGAAGGGAGUCGCUAAUCAGUUACCGAAUCAUUUACCAAAACCAGUAAGUGUUGAUAGUAAAAAUCAUUCGAUUACUGAUUACUUUCCGGUGCGUCGCAGCGUCAGGAAGUGUAAGAAAGCUGUAUUAGAAGAGAAACAGCGCGAUAUAGAGAAUAAAGUAGUCUGUCAGGUGGAAGAAGGUUUAGAGGUCAGACACUUCGCAGGUAAAGGUCGUGGUGUUAUAACUACGCGAGAAUUCUCCAAAGGCGAGUAUGUGGUAGAAUAUAUCGGCGAGUUAAUUAGUCAAGCAGAGGCGAAGUUACGUGAAGAAGAGUAUGCACAAGACCAGAACACCGGAUGUUACAUGUAUUACUUUCAACACCGUAAUCAACAGUAUUGCGUCGAUGCGACAGCGGAGACGGACAAACUGGGUAGAUUAGUCAAUCACUCAAGAAACGGCAACUUAAUCGCACGGAUUAUCGAAGUCGGCUCCAUACCGCACUUGGUACUCACAGCGAAGGAAGAUAUACCGAUCGGCGUCGAGGUCACGUACGAUUACGGAGAUCGAAGUCGCGAAUCUAUUCGUCAUUAUCCAUGGCUAGCGUUAUAGCAUAUUUUCAAUUCAUUAUUUACAUGACAUUGCUGUACAUUGUACAUAAAAAAUUCACUCCCGUUCCUCCUAUGAAGGGACGUAGCGUGUUCUCUCUAUUAUAUAGAAAUUUGUCUUCUAAGUGAAGUGGAGGCAAAUGAUUGCACAAACUUCUACACUAAAGAAUGGAAAUGCUAUGUGUUUUAUAUAUUUCCGUAAUAGAAAUAAUUCUAAUUACUUUACGAGGAGCUGAUGAGGGAAUUGGGAUUAAUUCUGACGGAGUGUUUAAAAAUUAAUUUAUUUGAUUAAUUGUAAAUUUGUGUAUACCGAAUUGUUGUGUAUACCGUGCUUGUAUCGUAAGCAAAAUUUUUAUAUUAAGAUGAAUAGCUUUCUCAGUGUCACACGACAUUGUAUUAGGAUCAUCUAUAACGGUAUUUAAUUAAUUUUUCCUGUCAAUGGGUUUUGUUUUGUGCUGCAGUUACAUUCUUAACAUGAUACAGUAUUACCGCUUGAAUUGGAACUUUUAGAGCUAAUAUUUGAAUCAUAUAAUUUGUAAUAAUUGUAAUGAAAUAGUAAAAAUUGUAUCAUUUAGGGCUGAUUUUCACCAAACUCCAAUUAAGCUAAUCGACGAUUUCAAAUUGUUGUCAGUCAAAUGUUGCUCUAUCUUGCUAAUACAACCAGAGAUAAUUAACUUUUCGAUUAUUAUAUUGAAAGAGACGAGUUAUAAAACUGAAAAUUAGUACUGGCAAUUAUUAUUAUUUAUCGAUUAGCUUAAUCAGAAUUUGGUGAAAGUUACCCUUAGUCCAAUAAUGACUAAGUUUGAAUUUCCAUGUGUUAUACCAAGAAUUUAUAAUCAAAGCGUUUGUGAUGCGUACUGAUAUAACUACGAAUAUAAUAUAUGUCUUUAAAAAUAAGGUAUAAAUGUGUAGGGUAGGUGUAAUCGGUGUGAUUAUCAGAUAAAACAAAGAUUUUCCAUUGAAGUAUUUGCAUAAUGUAUGUACGUUAGCUUUGAAUUUUUUUAUUUCUUCACUGCCACGCGAAUAUCGAUUGGAUGUGGGAUUGCAUGAAUCUCGAGAAACAAAUUGUAUAAUGUACGUGCGUGCGUGCAUGCGUGCGUGAGCGCGCACGCGCGCGUAUGUAUGUAUGACAUGUACGAAUGGUAUUUUCCCGAUUGUUUAUAUUUGUCUCCCGCUAUAAAAUAACAACUAAGCUGCAGACAAGUAUUGUAUCGUCUUUAUAUUUAUUUUUCUUAAUAACUAUUUAUAGCAUUAAUACACAUUAUUAUUAUUAUUUAACAUUAAUUAUUCAUAUAUUUCAACACAUUGCCAUUAAUUCAAACGCUGCCACUUGUAAGCCUACUUCUUCUAAGGAUGUAUGAUAUAUCAAGUAUAACCACGAUUUUUCCCAUUCCUAUUUUAAACUUUUACUUUAAAUAUAGAGGUUUAAGAUGACGAAAAAAUGCAGUAUUUAUGCUGUAGAUAAAUUAUUUGUUAACCAUGUUUAUGUACUUUUACUACACCUGAGAUUUUUGUUUUUUGCACAUAUAUAUGAUAUGAAAUAGAGAUCAUUUAGAACUCUUCGUUUAAAUAGAAUUACAUAUAUUUUCCGAGGUUCACUAUUAUAGUAACUUUUAGCAUAUGUCAAUUUUUUUGUGAAUGAUGAUUAUAUUGGUACAAUGACGUUGUUGCAGUCAAGAUCUGAUUUUUGUUCUAUAAAAAAAAAUAUAUAUACAAGGUGGGCCAUUUUAAUCGACCCAGUCGAAUAUUUCGAAAACCAAG
Messenger RNA from Dinoponera quadriceps, 3218 nucleotides. RefSeq names its product histone-lysine N-methyltransferase pr-set7 (gene Set8). The coding region runs from base 328 to 1461 and encodes 377 amino acids. Gene Ontology annotation, molecular function: histone H4K20 methyltransferase activity; protein binding. Lineage: Eukaryota; Metazoa; Arthropoda; Insecta; Hymenoptera; Formicidae. The transcript is spliced from 6 exons. The record is from RefSeq and is a predicted model, not a curated record.